Lottia gigantea (owl limpet) is the source of this 2456-nucleotide messenger RNA. RefSeq lists its product as hypothetical. Gene Ontology annotation, cellular component: cell-cell junction. The transcript is spliced from 18 exons. NCBI's taxonomy places the organism in Eukaryota, Metazoa, Mollusca, Gastropoda, Lottiidae. Gene Ontology annotation, molecular function: cell adhesion molecule binding. Bases 1 to 2352 code for a protein of 783 amino acids. The record is from RefSeq and is a predicted model, not a curated record. Gene Ontology annotation, biological process: cell-cell adhesion.
AUGACUUGGCCUGAAUGCACCUGUCAAUAUACUAUAAGAGGAGUUCCUGAAAGUUAUGCAGUGUUAGGUGAAAAUUAUACAUUACAAUGUACUGUUACAGAUUCACCUGGUCUUGUAGAGUUCCGUAGAAACAAUAUUGUUGUAUGUAGUAUAUUCUCUGAAUUCUGUGAGAGUCAACCAAUAGAUAAUAGAUAUAAAUGUGGAUGUAUAAAUAAUAACAACAAAACACUAUAUCUCAAUAUAAGUAAUAUAAAUAAACAAGAUGAUACAACAUGGUCUUGUAGAGGUGAUAUUGACAUAAGUAUAUCAACUUCUGUACCAGUUUAUUAUGGUCCAGAGAAUAUAAGAUUUAACCCUUCUAGUGAUAAUAUAGAUGUUAUAGAAGGAAAGAGUCAGAAUGUCAACUGUUUAGCUGAUUGUAAUCUAGAUUGUAACAUCACCUGGUCUAAAGAUGGUUCAACAACAAUUCUAAACAACCCUUUAUCACUUAGUACUAGAGAUCAAACUGGUUCUUAUACCUGUACAGUUACACAUACUGUAUUAAAUAAACAACUUACAAAACAACUUAAUGUUCAGAUUUAUUAUGGUCCUGAUGAACUUACUUUCUCACCAGAUAUAAUAAGUAUCAAUAUAAUAGAAGAUGGUCCUGAUAAACUUACUUUCUCAUCAAAUGUAACAAGUAUCAAUACAAUAGAAGAUGGUCCUGAUAGACUUACUUUCUCAUCAGAUGUAACAAGUAUCAAUAUAAUAGAAGAUGGUCCUGAUAAACUUACUUUCUCAUCAGAUGUAACAAGUAUCAAUAUAAUAGAAGAUGGUCCUGAUAAACUUACUUUCUCACCAGAUGUAACAAGUAUCAAUAUAAUAGAAGAUGGUCCUGAUAAACUUACUUUCUCACCAGAUGUAACAAGUAUCAAUAUAAUAGAAGGUGGAGAUCAAACUAUAACAUGUUUAACUGAUUGUUAUGAAUGUAAUUAUAAAUGGACUGGACCAGUUUCAUCAUCAACUAAAGAUCUUGUAUUGACUCAAAUAAAAAGAAAUCAGGAAGGAAACUAUAGAUGUGAAGCUACCAAUAUUAAAAAUACCAACCCUAAAACAAGAUCUAAAUCUAUACAAGUUAAUGUACAUUAUCCACCUAAUAUAACCAGUAUAACAUCUGAUGCUGUAAAUAACGAAGCUGAUGAAGGUUUUGAUGUCAAAUUUAACUGUAGUGUUGAUAGUAAACCAGUAUCUACUAUAACCUGGUCAUCUUCUACUAGUACUGAUACUAACACUGGUCAACAGUGGACAUUAACUCAAGCUAAAUGUCAGGAUACAGGAAUCUAUACAUGUACAGCUAAUAAUGGUAUUGGUCAGACAACUACUAAAUCUUUACCAUUAAAUAUCAGAUUUUCUUCUCGAUUAAAUGAUAAAGAGGAAUUCCUUUCAGGUUCACCAAGAAUUAAUGGUGAUUUAAAAGAUGAAGUAAUGAAUAGACUAGGUGAAGAAGUUACAUUACUUAUUGAUGUUAUAGCCUAUCCUAAACCUAGUUUUAAAUGGAUACGAGAAUCAACAGGACAAGAAUUAACACCAGAUACAACUCAACAAGUAGCUACCAAUAAUUAUAUUUCAAGUUUAACAGUCACAAUACAACAAUCUUCAUUUGAUAACUACAUUGUAACUGUUAAUAAUAGUAUAGGUGAUGAUAAAAGUUAUACUAUAAAGAUUAUUGAUGGGGAUUCCUCCAAACCUGAACCACCAUCAGAAUUAAAUAUUCCUGCUGUUGUUGGUGGAAUAGUAGCUGCAGUUGUUGUUAUAACAAUUGUAAUUGUAGCUGUAAUUGUGAUUAAGAAAAAAAUUAUUCCAAACGAAGUGUAUGUGAGUAGUGAUGCUGUAAGAACACCUCAUGACAAUCCAGCUAUGGAAAUCCUGGAAAAUGAUCUGUAUGUAGGCAGUGAUGCCUUUUUUGGUAAAAAUCCAGAUGUAAUCCCCAAAGUGAACACCAAAGAUGAAGAAGGAGGAAUAUUUUCUCAGCCAGUUCCUCAAGCAGAACCAGUAUAUGGACAAGUUGAUAAACCAAAGAAGACCAAAGCUAACAAGAAGAAAGAGGUGCCUAAGAAGCCACCUAAACCAAACAAACAACCACCUGUUCCAGGCAAAAUAGGAGAGGGCAACAACAAUGAAGGUGUGUACCAGAAUACAGGUGCUUUAGGAAAAGAGAAGAGAAAAAAUGUUGAAGGUCUGAAUUAUGCUGAUGUGGUCUUUUCAAACAAGAAACCAACCAAUAAAGUCCAAGGAAAGAAGGAAGAAACAGUGUAUGUGGAAAUUGAUCCAAAGAAAAGGGGGAAACCUCUUCCCGAAGAAGACAGUGAUUAAUAUUGAGUUUUAGAUGUUCUUUUUUAUAAUCCAUGUCUUCCUGCAGACUAGGAAUUUUUUUUAUUUGAAUUAUUAUUAUUAUUAUUGCCCUUAGAAUAAGUUUU